Molecule: messenger RNA, 1813 nt
Organism: Empidonax traillii (willow flycatcher)
Lineage: Eukaryota; Metazoa; Chordata; Aves; Passeriformes; Tyrannidae
Gene: ARHGEF3
Product: Rho guanine nucleotide exchange factor 3
Exons: 13
Coding region: 79-1812 (577 amino acids)
Biological process (GO): intracellular signal transduction; positive regulation of Rho protein signal transduction
Molecular function (GO): guanyl-nucleotide exchange factor activity
Source: RefSeq, a predicted model, not a curated record
UCCUGCCCACCCCCCGCCGCCCUUUCUUACCCUCGCCGGCGGCUCUGCCGGGGCCGGGGCGGCAGCUCCGGGAGCCGCAUGCCGGGGGCCGAGCAGGAGGGCGCAAGAAGAAAAAUGAAUUCUGAAAGCUCAGCAUUUACCAUGAGUAGCCCUGCUGUAAUAAACCAAUGUACCAGAGGAGGAAUGGAACAAGAAAAAGUUUGGCCGAAACAACAGCAACAGAACAAUUUUUCCUUGUUUCCUUCCACCAGGGGCUGGAAUUUCAGAGGGAAAAAACGAAAACAGAGUACUCAAGAUGAAGAUACAAUCAGUAUCUGCAGCCUGGAUACAAGUGAGCCCAGUAACAAACGGGUCAAGCCGCUCUCCAGAGUCACAUCCCUGGCCAAUCUCAUCCCUCCUGUCCGAGCCACUCCACUGAAGCGCUUCAGCCAGACCCUCCAGCGCUCCAUCAGUUUCCGCAGUGACAGUCGCCCGGAUCUGGUCAGUCCACGGCCGUGGGCUCGGAAUGUGCCCCCUGCAAACACGAAACGGAGGGACAGCAAACUGUGGAGUGAGACCUUCGAUGUCUGUGUCAAUCACAUGCUCACAUCGAAGGAAAUCAAGCGUCAAGAGGCCAUCUUUGAGCUUUCCAAAGGAGAAGAAGACUUGAUAGAAGAUCUGAAGUUGGCAAAAAAGGCUUAUCAUGACCCAAUGCUUAAGCUUUCCAUAAUGACAGAGCAAGAGUUGAACCAAAUUUUUGGAACACUGGACUCCCUAAUUCCUCUACAUGAAGAUCUUCUUAGGAGACUUCAAGAAGUCAGGAAACCUGAUGGAUCAACAGAACACGUUGGCCACAUCCUUGUGGGUUGGCUGCCAUGCCUGAACUCCUACGACAGCUACUGCAGCAACCAAGUAGCAGCCAAAGCUUUGCUGGAUCACAAGAAACAGGAUCACAGAGUGCAGGAUUUCCUGCAGCGCUGCUUGGAGUCUCCUUUCAGCCGCAAACUGGACCUGUGGAAUUUCCUGGACAUCCCAAGAAGCCGUUUGGUUAAAUACCCAUUACUGCUCAGAGAAAUUUUGAGACACACCCCAAAUGAUCAUCCAGAUCAGCAGCACCUUGAAGAAGCUAUAAAUAUAAUUCAGGGCAUAGUGGCUGAAAUCAACAUAAAGACUGGGGAAUCUGAAUGCCAGUAUUACAAAGAGAGACUUAUUUACCUUGAAGAAGGCCAAAGGGAUUCACUGAUCGAUAAUUCACGUGCUCUGUGUUGUCAUGGUGAACUGAAGAACAACAGGGGAGUGAAACUGCAUGUGUUCCUCUUUGAAGAAGUGCUGGUGAUUACUCGAGCUAUCACCCACAACGAGCAGCUCUGCUAUCAGCUGUACCGGCAGCCAAUUCCCGUCAGGGAGCUCGUGCUGGAAGAUUUGCAGGAUGGAGAGGUUCGGUUGGGUGGAUCCAUCCGUGGUGCAUUCAGCAACAAUGAGAGAAUCAAAAACUUCUUCAGGGUCAGCUUCAAAAGCGGCUCUCAAAGCCAGACUCACUCUCUCCAAGCCAAUGACUCCUUCAACAAGCAGCAGUGGCUGAACUGUAUCCGCCAGGCCAAGGACAAGGCAGCGUGUGCGGGCAGGGCUGGCGGCCCGGCCUCAGAAGCGCAUUUUGUGCUGUCAGCAAUCGGACGCAGAGUUCAUCAGGGAGAGCCUGGCCUGGAGCAGAUGGACCAAUCCGACUGCGAGUCAGACUGUAGCAUGGACACCAGCGAGGUCAGCGGCGACUGCGAGCGCAUGGAGCAGACGAACUCUUGUGAACGUGAAAAGCAAAUAGAAACCAAUGUUUGAC